Messenger RNA from Didymodactylos carnosus, 3516 nucleotides. The record is from the annotation of a GenBank genome assembly. NCBI's taxonomy places the organism in Eukaryota, Metazoa, Rotifera, Eurotatoria, Philodinida, Philodinidae.
AUGUAUCGCGUAAAUAAACUGUUACAAUCUCCUUAUACUUCUCGAUCAACAUUCUUGAAACGAUUUUUGUCUAUUAAAGAAAAACCAUAUAAAUCACAACAACAACAGAAUGGAGUAAAGCCAUAUGAAAAGCGUGAAAUUAAAAAGUUACUUGUUGCUAAUCGAGGUGAAAUUGCUAUCCGAGUAUUUCGUGCUUGUAAUGAACAAAAUAUAAAGACUGUUGCAAUUUAUUCAGCUGAAGAUGAAAGUCAAUUACAUCGUAUCAAAGCUGAUGAAUCAUUUUUAAUCGGACACGGUUUAACACCAAUUCAAGCUUAUUUAAAUAUACCGGAAAUAAUUAAAGUAGCUCUUAGGAAUGAUGUUGAUGCUAUACAUCCUGGUUAUGGUUUUUUAUCGGAAAAUGGCGAUUUUGCAAAAGCUUGCAGAGAAGCUGGUAUCUCAUUUGUUGGUCCAUCACCUGAUGUUAUAUAUCGAAUGGGCAAUAAAGUACAUGCGAGAAAAGCUGCUAUUGAUGCUAAUGUACCAAUUAUACCGGGAACAGAAAAUGCAGUUAAAAAUUUAGACGAAGUUAGACGUUUUGUAGCUGAGCAUGGUUAUCCAGUUUUAUUAAAGGCUGCAAGAGGUGGAGGUGGUCGAGGAAUGCGUGUUGCUAGAAAAGACAGUGAACUAGAAGAAGCGUUUCAACGUGCCUCAUCGGAGGCAAAAGCAGCGGUGGGCGAUGGUUCACUAUUUGUCGAACGUUUUAUAACACAAUCAAGACAUAUUGAAGUACAGCGAAGACAUCAAAAAGUAAUUGAAGUUGCACCAGCAACAAAUUUGGCUGAAGACUUAAGACAACGAAUUACAGCUGAUGCCGUGAGACUGGCGAAACAUGUCGGUUAUCAAAACGCUGGAACCGUAGAAUUUUUACUUGAUAAUCAGGGUAGACAUUAUUUUAUUGAAGUAAACUGCCGCCUCCAAGUGGAACAUACGUGCUCGGAAGAAAUCACAGGAAUCGAUAUUGUUCAAUCUCAGAUAAGAGUAGCUGAAGGCAAAAAGUUACCGGAACUUGGUUUAGAACAAGAUAAAAUAAAAAUGAUGGGAGCUAGUGUACAAUGCCGAAUGACAACUGAAGAUCCAGCUAAAAAUUUUCAACCGGACGUUGGUCGAUUGGACGUAUUUCGAUCGGCUGAAGGUUUUGGUAUUCGUAUUGAUAGUGCAAGCGCGUAUACAGACGCUAUUAUUAGCCCACAUUACGAUUCAUUGUUGGUGAAAGUUAUUGCUCGUGCACGCACUCAUCAGGAAGCUUGUUCAAAAAUGGUACGAGCAUUGAGAGAAUUUCGAAUACGUGGCGUCAAAACAAACAUUCCAUUUUUAUUAAAUGUCUUACAUCAUCCAGAAUUCUUAGAGGGCUCAAUAACAACAAGUUUUCUAGAUGAAAAUCCAGGGUUAUUUAAGUUUGUACCAUCUCAAAAUCGGGCACAAAAACUAUUAAAUUACAUAUCGGAAAUACUGGUUAACGGUCCAUUGACACCUCUUGGUACCGAUGUGAAACCAUCGGUUAUCAAACCACAAUUGCCACACAUAAAAAAAAAGGAUCUUCCAGAUGGAUGGAAACAAGUAUUAGAACAGGGUGGACCAAAAGCAUUUGCCAAAGCUGUAAGAGAACAUCCAAAACCAAUGUUAAUGGAUACGACGAUGAGAGAUGCGCAUCAAAGUUUGCUUGCAACACGUGUACGUACCUAUGAUCUGAAAAAGACCGGUCCUUAUGUUGCAAAAAAUUUUUCUCAACUUUACUCAUUAGAAAAUUGGGGAGGCGCUACAUUCGAUGUUUGUAUGCGAUUUUUACACGAAUGUCCAUGGAAUCGUUUAACUGAAUUACGUGAAUUAAUUCCGAAUAUACCAUUUCAAAUGUUAUUGAGAGGAGCGAAUGCCGUUGGCUAUUCUAAUUAUCCAGACAAUGUUAUUGAUAAAUUUUGUCAAAUGUCUGUUGACUAUGGCAUUGAUAUAUUUCGUGUAUUCGAUUCACUCAACUAUGUACCAAAUUUGAAAGUGGGAAUAGAAGCUGUUGGAAAAGCAAAUGGUGUUAUCGAAGCAGCCAUUUGUUACACAGGCGAUGUAUCCGAUCCAAAUCGAAAAAAAUAUAAUUUAAAUUAUUAUAUCAAAUUAGUCGAUGAAUUAGUUAAAAUGGGUACACAUGUUUUAGCAAUUAAAGACAUGGCCGGUCUUUUAAAACCAAAAGCAACAACAUUAUUAGUUGAUAGCAUCCGACAAAAAUAUCCCGAUUUACCUAUUCAUAUUCAUACGCAUGAUACAGCCGGAACAGGGAUAGCAAAUUAUUUGGCAGCAUUUGAAGCAGGUGCAGAUGUUGUUGAUGUCGCUGUUGAUGCAAUGAGUGGCAUGACAUCACAACCAACAAUGGGUGGAUUAGUAGCUGCAUUACAAAAUACAAAACAUGAUACAGAUAUUGAUCUAUUAAAAGUAAAUGAAUAUUCGGCAUUUUGGGAACAAACACGUCAAUUGUAUGCACCAUUUGAAUGUACAACAACAAUGAAAAGUGGUAAUGCUGAUGUUUAUGUUAAUGAAAUACCCGGUGGACAAUACACAAAUUUACAAUUUCAAGCGUUUAGUCUUGGUCUCGGAACGCAAUUUGAGGAAGUAAAGAAGGCUUACACUGAAGCUAAUAAAUUGUUAGGUGAUAUCAUUAAAGUUACACCUUCAUCUAAAAUUGUAGGAGAUCUUGCACAAUUUAUGGUUCAAAAUAAACUUUCACCUGAAGAGCUUGUUGAACGUGUUGAUGAUUUGUCAUUUCCAUCAUCUGUGAUUGAAUAUAUGCAAGGAUCAAUUGGUCAACCGCCUGGUGGAUUUCCGGAACCAUUACGAACAAAAAUUUUGAAAGGCAAAGAAAAAUAUGAUGAACGACCAGGUUCAUCUUUGAAACCACUUGAUUUUCAAAAAAUUGAAAAUGAACUGAAGAAGAAAUUUGGUGAUGAAGAAAUACGCGAAUGUGAUGUAAUGAGUUAUGUUAUGUUUCCAAAAGUAUUAGAAGAAUAUAUUGAAUUUAAAAAAAAUUAUGGACCAGUUGAUUGUUAUGAAACAAGAAUAUUUUUUGUUGGACCUACACUAGGUGAACCAAUUGAAAUUGAAAUUGAACAUGGAAAAACGUUACAUAUUGUCGUAUUGGCAAUAAGUGAUCUUUUACCUCAAUCCGGUGAACGAGAAGUAUUCUUUCAAGUAAAUGGUCAAUUACGAUCAAUGAAAGUAAAAGAUACUGCAGCAUCUAAAGAUCAUAAAGUACAUCCAAAAGUCGAUAAGCAUAAGAAAGAACAAAUUGGGGCUCCAAUGCCGGGUCAGGUACUCGAUGUCAAAGUUAAAGAAGGUGAUCAGAUCGAAAAAGGACAAACAUUGUUGGUAUUAAGCGCAAUGAAAAUGGAAACGGUUGUUAAAUCACCUACAAGUGGAAAAAUUAAAAAGAUUCAUGUAAUAAAUGGACAACAAGUACAGGGAGAUGAUUUACUCGUUGAACUAGAUCAAUAG